Messenger RNA from Penicillium salamii, 600 nucleotides. The record is from the annotation of a GenBank genome assembly. Lineage: Eukaryota; Fungi; Ascomycota; Eurotiomycetes; Eurotiales; Aspergillaceae.
AUGUUCAAACGUAUCGUCACCGUUGUGCCUCGCGUGGGCUCUGUCGCCACCCGCACUUCCUUCACCCCUCUGGCCUCUCUGAAGCCCGCCCAGCCCGCUCUCCGCAGUAUCGCCCCCCAGCGCCGCGGCUACCACGAGAAGGUCCUCGACCACUACAACAACCCCCGCAAUGUGGGUUCCAUGCAGAAGGGCGACCAGGAUGUUGGCACCGGUCUCGUCGGCGCCCCCGCCUGUGGCGAUGUCAUGAAGCUGCAGAUCCGCGUGAACAAGGACUCCGGUGUCAUCGAUGAUGUCGUCUUCAAGACUUUCGGUUGUGGAAGCGCCAUUGCUUCUUCCAGCUACCUGACUGAGCUUGUCCGUGGCAUGACUCUCGAUGAGGCUGGCAAGAUUAAGAACACUGAUGUGGCAAAGGAGCUGUGUUUGCCUCCCGUCAAGCUUCACUGCUCCAUGCUCGCUGAGGAUGCUAUCAAGUCUGCCAUUGCCAACUACUACACCAAGAACCCGAACACCCGGGUCACUGACCUCUCUGGAACUGGUGGCUCAAUCCCCGAUGUGAAGGUUGAGAUUGAGCAGACUCCCAGCCCUGCUGCUACUCUCUAA